This is a messenger RNA of Chelonoidis abingdonii (Abingdon island giant tortoise), 1843 nucleotides long. It is a transcript of the gene TMOD4, whose product is annotated as tropomodulin 4. Gene Ontology annotation, cellular component: cytoskeleton; striated muscle thin filament; myofibril. Gene Ontology annotation, molecular function: tropomyosin binding. Gene Ontology annotation, biological process: actin filament organization; myofibril assembly; muscle contraction. NCBI's taxonomy places the organism in Eukaryota, Metazoa, Chordata, Testudines, Testudinidae. The record is from RefSeq and is a predicted model, not a curated record.
UCUGUCUUAUCCGCUCGUCUGAGCCAGUCUGUGUCUGAUCCUGAGCUAAAGCCAGGAUUCCCAGUGCGGUCACAUGGGGUCUGGAGUGAGAGGGAUCCUCUCUUCUCAGCUCUGCCAGGAUGCCUGUGUGGUUGGUUCUGAUCAGCGGGAGCCCUUCCUGCUGCUGAGGCCUCAUCUCAGGCCCACCCCACCUGCAAAGCAAAACGGGCAACCGAGAGCUGCCCCCUUCAAGUGGCAAUUCUGGCAUUUGACCACUGGGGGUCUGCAGGGCUCUGGGAAAACUGGCUGGGCAGUUGGAGUGAUUGAUAACCAGCCUGUCUAUGUGAUCUCGCUCCCCCACCCUCCCCUUUGCCCAGCUGGAGCUAAAAUAAUAAAAUGCUGAUCUCACACACUUCGCUGGCGGUAUCCCUUGCCUCAGCACUGCGCUGCUCCUACUUUCGCCCAGCCUGGAAAGGCAGCGUCCUGGACUGCCAGGGGGAAGGCUAAGUCUCUGCUCGGUUGUUGAGGAGGGGUUCCCUCCGACGCCGCUGAACCAUGACGUCCUACCGGAUGGAGCUGGAGAAGUACCGGGACAUUGACGAGGAGAAGCUCCUGAGGGAACUUUCCCCCGAGGAGCUGGACCAGCUCGACCUAGAGCUGCAGGAGAUGGAUCCCGAGAACUUGAUGCUCCCAGCUGGGCUGCGCCAGCGAGACCAGACCAAGAAGACCCCGACGGGGCCGCUGGACCGGGACGCCCUCAUGCAGCACCUGGAGAAGCAGGCGCUGGAGGUGAAGGAGCGUGAGGACCUGGUGCCAUUCACCGGCGAGAAGAGAGGGAAACCCUUUAUCCCAAAGAACCCCCAGCGGGAGAUCCCCAAGGAGGAGCAGAUCACUCUGGAACCUGAGUUGGAGGAAGCCCUGGCCAACGCCACCGAAGCAGAGAUGUGCGACAUUGCAGCCAUUCUGGGGAUGUACACCCUGAUGAGCAACAAGCAGUACUACGAAGCCCGCUGCAGCGGCAACAUCACCAGCACCGAAGGCAUCAACAGCGUGGUAAAGCCGGACAGGUACAAAGCCGUCCCAGACGAGCCGCCGAACCCCACCAACGUGGAGGAGACCCUGAAAAAAAUCCAGAGCAACGACAAGGACCUGGAGGAGGUUAACCUGAAUAAUAUCAAGGACAUUCCCAUCCCAAAGCUGAAGGAAAUCUGCGAAGCCAUGAAAACCAACACCCACGUGAAGAAGCUGAGCUUGGUGGCGACUCGGAGCAACGACCCCGUGGCCAAGGCCGUGGCGGAGAUGCUGAAGGAGAACAAGACUCUUCAGAGCCUCAACAUCGAGUCCAAUUUCAUCACCAGUGCUGGGAUGAUGGCCAUCAUCAAGGGGAUGCAGCAAAAUACCUCGCUGGUUGAGCUCAAGGUGGACAACCAGUCUCAGCGGCUGGGGGACUCGGUGGAGAUGGAGAUGGCCGCCAUGCUGGAGAAGUGCCCCUCCAUCAUCCGCUUCGGGUACCACUUCACGCAGCAGGGACCAAGGGCCAGAGCCUCCAUUGCCAUCAGCAAGAACAACGAGCUCCGUCGCAAGAAGAGGAGGACAUAAUGCCAGGUGCCGCCGCAAGCCAGCCUCCAUGCCUCGAAGCCAUGGUGCCCCGUGGCCAGGGCUCUGCCUCCAGCGCAAAGCGAAGUGGAGCUUUUUGUUCUUUUUGUAGGUUUCCUGGAGCCGGCGCUCAGCUGUCGGCCCUCCGCCCCUCUCCCGCCCCAUCUAGCACUCGGAGUCCCCAGCUCAGGUUACUCGUUCCUAGGAAGAUAAUUGAAGCAAGUAUUUUGGUUCUCACUGUAAAUAAAGAGCUCACCAUGCGGACAGA